Protopolystoma xenopodis is the source of this 1008-nucleotide messenger RNA. Lineage: Eukaryota; Metazoa; Platyhelminthes; Monogenea; Polystomatidea; Polystomatidae. The record is from the annotation of a GenBank genome assembly.
CCGGCUUGUCUUCGGCUCGUCAUCGGCUCGCUGUUGACGCGAAGUCACGUCGCCGCUUUCUCCGAACCCUUUCGCUCAGGCGCCUGCUUCACGCAGUCGGCCGCAACACCUCUUCUUCUACCCAUUUCCCGACAUUUCCCUGCCUCCACCUGCACCUGCUCCCCUCCGCACCGCCGCUCGGAAGCCUCCUCGCCGGUCGAUCCUCUCCCAGUCCCAGAGCGACGUGACGCCGUUCGGUCCAACCAAAACACCACCGACAUGGCAUCGCCACGGCGGCGCGCACAGAAACAACCUCUCUCGUCCUCUCACCACCUCGCAGCGUCAUUCGGUGCCGGUCCGGUUGUCGUCAAGGCCCGUGAACAUCCGCUUCUCACCAGAGCGCCUGGUCCGGCUGUGAUAGACCAAUCCUCGGGAGAGCCAAUCACGAGUGGGCCAAGUGGAGAAGCGCUCCGGCGUGCAGAGAGGCACGUGCGCGCCAGCCGACCAAUCGGAACGAGGCGCACGGCGAGGCUGGAGCGACCGCGUAGGGAAUGCACCUCGAGGCCUGCCGGUCGAAUGGCCGUGAUGAGGCAACGGCCGACAUGUCGCCUUCUCAGCUUCUCUUGCCUUCAUAAACUCGCGCCGACCGGGCUCAGCACAGGUCCGGCCGGGAUGCCGCUUGCCCGAGACUCGACGCCGCCCCUCCUCCUGUUGUUGUUGUUGUUGUUGUUGCUGACCUGCCAUCGGGGCGUCUCGGCCAGAUGGGGCCACUACAACGAGUUGGCGGACGACGAGGAUGUACAGCUGCUGGGCGUCGACAGGCUGGGUAAGUGGUGCUCUUUACUGUGUUGGCCACGAGAGGCGCCGACCGCGAGUCAGGCGGGCGUGAAUGUACCUGCUGCCGCAGCGAUCGAGGCCAAACGAGCGCAGAGUUGUGAUGCAGGACGGAUUGACGCAUCGAUGCACAAACAAGUCGACGGAAACCGGGAGCCUGUAGAGGCACAGACUAGCCUACAAAUGGAUGGCUAG